Molecule: messenger RNA, 1378 nt
Organism: Cannabis sativa
Lineage: Eukaryota; Viridiplantae; Streptophyta; Magnoliopsida; Rosales; Cannabaceae
Exons: 10
Coding region: 276-1202 (308 amino acids)
Biological process (GO): lipid metabolic process
Cellular component (GO): membrane
Molecular function (GO): oxidoreductase activity, acting on the CH-CH group of donors
Source: RefSeq, a predicted model, not a curated record
AAUAAUAUUUGCAAAGUUUGAACAUAAUAAUAAGCAAGUGGUUCUCUUCAACAAUACAAAAUUUGAUGAAAGAAGAAGCAAAGCAUAUAUAUAUAUAUAUAUAUAUAUGUAUAUAUAUAUGUAAUGGUGUUCAAAUAUCAACCACACAAUUCUCUAUUUCCCAUAUAUAUAGCCAAAGAAGUUUCAAAACCCAAUCACACACAAAAAAAUUCAGUUAAUUAAUACUAUUCUAUUCCAUUCUAUACCAAAAAUCCUAAAAGUUUCUUUCUUUCAUAAUGGGCACUGUAAUUGACUCCCAUUUCUUAGGCCUUACUGCCAUUGUUACAGUGGGAUAUCAGUUGCUCUUCUUCAUAGUCACUGCUCUUCUCAAAAUUGAUAAAGUCACUGACUUUGCUGGAAGUACUAACUUUAUCAUACUUGCUGUAUUGACUCUGGUGGUCAAGGGCUCAUGGCACUUUAGACAGGUUGUUUUGAGUUGUCUGGUAGUAGUAUGGGGUCUUCGCCUUGGACUGUUUUUAUUGUUAAGGAUUUUACAAUGGGGCGAGGAUAGGCGUUUCGAUGAAAUGCGUCAAAAUCUGGGGAAAUUGGCGGUUUUCUGGAUAUUUCAGGCUGUGUGGGUGUGGACUGUGAGUUUACCCGUUACAGUGGUUAAUGCUAGCAAUAGAGAACCAUCUUUUGAAGCUGCAGACAUAAUUGGUUGGAUCAUUUGGCUUAUAGGAUUUUUAAUUGAGGCCACAGCAGAUCAACAAAAAUUACAAUUCAAAAACGCCCCGGAAAAUAGAGGGAAGUGGUGCAAUGUCGGGUUGUGGAAAUACACUCGCCAUCCGAAUUACUUUGGAGAGAUUUUCUUAUGGUGGGGGAUUUUUGUGGCGUCAACUCCCAUACUAGACGGUGCAGAGUGGCUCGUGAUCAUCGGUCCUAUCUUUCUUACCUUGUUGCUUCUUUUCAUUAGCGGAAUUCCAUUGCUAGAGGCCUCGUCGGAUAAGAAGUUUGGAAAUGUGGCUGGAUACGCGACUUAUAAGAAAACAACAAGCCCUCUGAUUCCGCUGCCUCCACAAGUUUACGGGAACUUGCCAUCGUGGUUCAAGAAAAUUUUCCUCUUUGAGCUUCCUCUCUACAAUCGAAAUUUUCCCCAAGAAGGGCAAAACUGGUAUAGAACCAGCUCAAGAGAAGGAAGUGAGGGAUUGAAGAAGAUGAGUUAGUGCAUUUCAUUGUACAUUUAUGUAUUUACUGCUUCAAAUUUUAGCUAUUGAUUGGUUGGAGAGUUUUCAAAAUUGGGUGACUAGACAUAUUUUAUGUUAUUUCUCUAUUUGUUUUUUGACCCUAUUUUGUAAAUACUGCAUUAAAUUUUCCUAAGUAUUUCCUUCCAUUUCCAUAA